GGGCUCAGUCGGAGGAUGGCCGCGGCUGCGGCGGGUGGGUCUCCGGGCCAGUCCCCGGGCCCCGCCGCCCGGGCCGCCCCUCAGGCGCUGCGACGGCGAGGGGAUUCGCGGCGCCGCCAGGCCGCGCUCUUCUUCCUCAACAACAUCUCCCUGGACGGGCGGCCCCCGAGCCUGGGCCCGGGCGGCGAGAAACCCCCGCCGCCGCCGCCGCCCGCCGAGGCCCGCGAGCCGCCCGCGCCGCCGCCGCCACCGCCGCCGCCGCCGCCCGCGCCCCCCGCCGGCCUGCCCCUACCCGGACCGGCGGGCAGGGCCUCGGCGCCCCAGGGCCUGCUCAGCCCCGCGCCCGCGCCCGCCGGCUUGGGCCUCGGCCUGAGCUUGGGUCUGGACGGGCAGCGCCAGAGAAGGCGCGCAGGCUCCCAGCGCUGCUCCCUCGAGUUUCUGGAAGAUACGGUGGGGUGUGCCUCGGUUCAAAGAACCAAACAUAUGUCUGGAUCCCCAAGACACAAAGGCCUGAAGAAGAUGCAUUUCAUCAAGAACAUGAGGCAGUACGACACCAAGAACAGCAGGAUCGUGCUCAUCUGCGCCAAGCGGUCCCUGUGUGCAGCCUUCUCGGUCCUGCCCUAUGGAGAAGGCCUGCGUGUCAGUGACCUGAGGGUGGACAGCCAGAAGCAGAGGCAUCCGUCCGGCUGCAUUUCCGUGUCUUCAGAGAUGGUUUUCCAGUUGGAAGGCGUCGAGCUGGGGGCGGAUGGAAAGGUUGUGUCUUACGCCAAGUUCCUGUACCCCACCAACGCCCUGGUCACGCUCAAGCUGGACAGCCACGGCCCGCCGCCUCAGCCCCGGCCCAGCGCCCCCCGCGCUCUGCUGGGGCCCAGAUGCAAACCCGUCCCGCCCAGGGCGGCGCCAGCUGGCUCGGAACUAGGGGCCGACGCGGGGGAUGCCCUGGAGUACAACCCCGACCUCCUGGAUGACCCUCAGUGGCCCUGCGGCAAGCACAAGCGCGUCCUCAUCUUCGCGUCCUACAUGACCACGGUGAUAGAGUACGUGAAGCCCUCCGACCUCAAGAAGGACAUGAACGAGACCUUCCGGGAGAAGUUCCCGCACAUCAAGCUGACGCUGAGCAAAAUUAGGAGUUUGAAACGAGAGAUGCGGAACUUGUCUGAGGAGUGUGGUCUGGAGCCCGUGACAGUGUCCAUGGCCUACGUGUACUUCGAGAAGCUGGUCCUGCAGGGCAAGCUCAACAAGCAGAACCGCAAGCUGUGCGCGGGCGCCUGCGUGCUGCUGGCCGCCAAGAUCAGCAGCGAUCUCCGCAAGAAUGACGUGAAGCAGCUCAUCGACAAGUUAGAAGAAAAGUUUCGGUUCAACAGACGGGAUCUAAUUGGGUUUGAGUUCACGGUGCUCGUGGCCCUGGAACUUGCUCUCUACCUUCCCGAGAACCAAGUGUUACCUCAUUACAGACGCCUCACGCAGCGGUUCUAGCC
This is a messenger RNA of Kogia breviceps (pygmy sperm whale), 1478 nucleotides long. RefSeq names its product Cdk5 and Abl enzyme substrate 2 (gene CABLES2). Lineage: Eukaryota; Metazoa; Chordata; Mammalia; Artiodactyla; Physeteridae. The record is from RefSeq and is a predicted model, not a curated record. Gene Ontology annotation, biological process: regulation of cell cycle.